Molecule: messenger RNA, 1163 nt
Organism: Branchiostoma belcheri (Belcher's lancelet)
Lineage: Eukaryota; Metazoa; Chordata; Leptocardii; Amphioxiformes; Branchiostomatidae
Product: discoidin, CUB and LCCL domain-containing protein 2-like
Exons: 7
Coding region: 117-1163 (348 amino acids)
Source: RefSeq, a predicted model, not a curated record
UGGCCUCCAGCAUGUUGACCUUUGUCUCCUCGGCAAACAGCGCGGGAAGUCAGGAAUUGUUCGGCUGACGGGCAGUUUUUAUUGUGUGGGCCGUUAGGGGCACAUGUACAGCCGCCAUGGACGUCCAGAUGGUGUCGGUGCGAUUUCUUCCCGCAGUGGUUUUGUUUUGUACUCAGCUUUGCUUCGCCGUUACGGAGGAAGCAUGCAUUUCUCCACUUGGGAUGGAAUCAGGUGACAUAUCACGUGAUCAAAUCACGGCUUCGUCCAGAGACUGCGCCAACGACUGCGGGAUGACGUCAUUUGGUCGUCUCCAUGGCAACGACUCGUGGUACCCUGACAAGUUCGCAACCACUGAGUGGAUACAGAUAGACUUGCUUGAGGUGAAAAGCGUCACGGGAAUUCAGACACAAGGUCACCAGAGGUCAAAUACGACCUACUUUGUGAGUUCCUUCAAACUCCAGUCUUCGAACAAGGCGACUGAUGAUUGGACGACGUAUGGAAACUCCACGUACCCAAAAGAGGACGCUAUAUUUGACGGUAACAGGGAUGCAGACACGGUCAAAGAAAACCUGUUGGAUCCACCCAUACUGGCCAGGUACAUCCGGGUCCUUCCCUGGACCUGGUCUCCUAACGGCGUUUCUCUCCGACUGGAGCUCCUGGGGUGUGAACAAGAACAUACAAUUACCACAACGACGACGGAAGCGACUCAAACCGUUGCCAUAGCAACAAACGUGGGGACACACCCUCACAGGACCACCAACACUGAAGUUCCUGUGACGACCAACACGACUGGUCAGAGCACAAAUCAAACGUCCGCACAAACCGAGCGCCCGGGUUUGACGCGAACUUCUUUCCCAAUAGAUGCAGUCAUAGGAGGCACGGUAGGGGGCGUUCUUGGUCUGAUUCUGCUAGUAGCUGUCGCUGUCGCCGUUGCCAAAAAAAGAGUGGCCUCCCGGGACAGUUACCCCGUCUUCACCAACCCCAUCUACAACAAAACCACCCGGCCGUUAGACAGCAACAGGAACCAGCCUCGGGCUACGCCGGGGUCACUUGAGGAGAUGGAGGAAUUUGUCGUGAACCAAACAUACAGGGGUCCACGGCCCACUGAUGCAAGCGAACCGCUCAAGACAGACAGCUCAGAAAAUUCUGAAAUGAACAUGUGA